AACAUGAUAAGGUGUGGCUUUAAAAUGGUCGACGACUUACCCAAAACUUACGGCCGAAAAGGCCAGAUAAUUCAUGCCCAAGCGCGUGAAAUCAUCGCAAGAGUGACACAUUUUAUGAAAAAUGAAGCAGCAGUGUUCCAAAGAACAGGAAAACCAGUGAUACCACUGUCAAACUUCAGACAAAGAGUGUUAGCAGCCACACGAAUAUCCGACGUCACGUACUAUAACGUGCUCAAAGAAGCCGCAGAUGUGGCAUCCGGGGAUUUACCCGCAUUCCCCACCCCACGACACAAUAAAACCACCAAUGAGAAGCUUGAGGAUCAUGGAGGCGUACCAAUCAGUCUGGUGCAACCACUGUGUAUCAUUCCCCAGGUGUUUAUCAUAAGUAAAGUCAACAUUGAAGCAAAAAAAACACUAUUUUCGUGCUCCAAUGUGAUUAAAAGAGACUACAAGUGCAAUUUUUGUGAUUUUUCUACUUUUUUCAAGACUGAUUUGUGGCGUCAUGUUGGUAGCGCCCAUUUGGGUGAAUCACGGGCGAGUGAGACGCAAUACAGGUGUGCCAACUGUCCUUUCACCACGUACUCGCAACUGGUACUUCUCAAACAUGAACUAAAUGAAUAAAAAUUGUAUUUAUUA
Tribolium madens (black flour beetle) is the source of this 636-nucleotide messenger RNA. RefSeq lists its product as uncharacterized. The transcript is spliced from 2 exons. Lineage: Eukaryota; Metazoa; Arthropoda; Insecta; Coleoptera; Tenebrionidae. The record is from RefSeq and is a predicted model, not a curated record. The coding region runs from base 4 to 621 and encodes 205 amino acids.